AUGGUUUCCCUCGGCGGAGAAAGUGGCGCAUUCCCACCAGGAUCGGUAGUUCAGUUCAAAACCGUCGAGGAAUUGAACGUGCAAGGGCAGGUCGUUUGUUUUGACCCGACGCUCAAAGUGAGAAAAAUCGAACAAUUAUUUGUUUAAAUCAAUAUUUUUUGUAGGUACUCGUGAUUCGCGAUGCUUCUGCGACUCCUGGAAAGCCGAUGAUGCGUAUUUUCAACCUUUCUCUUAUAAGCGACGUCAGUUUUUUAGUUUUUAGGCAGUUUCUUUAUAUAUUUAUUCAGUAUUUAAAGUUGUUAUAAGGGGACUUGAGAAAAGAAACUUUGAUUUGAAAUGGAUAACUGGAAACAGGACUAGCUAGCCAGUCACUGGUCAAUCGGCGUAUCCACAAAAUUAGCUAACGUAGUGCACUUUCAAAUUUUAUAAUAACUUGAUUAAAAUUCGGAAUUUGCUGGCUAAAUUUCUGAUUUUUCAAUACUCUUCGUGUGCACUCCAAUACUAUCCCAAUGAUCUCUGGAUUUACGAAGGCUGAGGAAAAUUUGAAAGUGUGCUGCCGGAUAGCACUCUAGCUAUUUCACCGCGUAUACUAUUUAUUGACUACGCUGUAGAUACCUUCAUUAAGCUUUGAUGAAUAAAAUGAAAAAAAGUAUGCGUAUGCGAAGAAAAAAAGUAGUAGAUACAUUUUUUUACGAUUCUUUUUUUCUUAAAAAAAUUUUUCCAGAGGUUUUUUUCAGAUUUUUUUCGUUUUUGUUUUUGGAAUCCUUGAAAAAUGCUUCUGAAAGAACAUUUCAAAAAAACAUUUUUUUUCUUCUUUAGAACUUUUCAGAAGCAGUUUGUCUAUACUUGUUCAACCACCAAAGAGCAAAUUAUACAGAUUCAUAUGUUUAUUGAUCCAUUGAAGGCUUUCUCGAUAAUCCAUUAUAGAACGAUUAAGAAGAAACUCAAAAAAAAACGAGGAUUUUUUUGGGCUAAAAGAACUUGUUCAGAUAAAAGAAGUUUCGGGACCAACUUCCAGCGACGCGAUACAAAACUUCUUAUCCUCUUGUUCGACCAAUCCCAAGAAGGUAUAGGGUUUUCUGCACUAUGAAAAAGCUGAUUGAAAUGUUGGAUGCAGGCGGCAGAGCGGAUGGUUUCGGCCGAGAAUGGGCGAAGAGCCGAGUUGAUGCCGAUGAACGAGGUUUCACUGGCGGGGCAGCGUGCCUUCUUACAGCUUCGUCGCACGAUUGCCGACGUCCGCUGGCAGGGCGCCAACAUAUGCGUCGUCGGCCUGGUCAUCGUCUCGGAGCCGUUCAACGAAGACAGCGCUAGAGUCAUUCACAAGGUUCUGCGUAUUUAAAAUUUUUUUUGUGAAUCUCUGAAGAAAAUUUGAUGCUAGAUUUUGUAUUCUUCGAGAAAAUCAACACGUUCCUUCCCUUCCGCAUAGGUAAUUUUUGAAAAUAGAGAGAUUCGUAAUUGAAAAUCGGUUCCAAACCAGAGAACAAAAAAAAAAAUUUCACCCCAAAAGAGUUUAUAAAGCUCAUCGGAAGGGAUUUUAAUCGAAAUUUCAGGUUGAUAACAGCGAGUUAGAGCAGUCGCGAGCACAGAAAGCUUUGCUGCAAGUGAAGAAAAUACUUUCGAAACCCUUCAACCUCGAGUGUCAUUUGCCUGAACGUUUAUCAUGA
Messenger RNA from Caenorhabditis auriculariae, 1664 nucleotides. The record is from the annotation of a GenBank genome assembly. Lineage: Eukaryota; Metazoa; Nematoda; Chromadorea; Rhabditida; Rhabditidae.